Molecule: messenger RNA, 225 nt
Organism: Otolemur garnettii (small-eared galago)
Lineage: Eukaryota; Metazoa; Chordata; Mammalia; Primates; Galagidae
Product: sperm-associated antigen 11-like
Exons: 2
Coding region: 1-225 (74 amino acids)
Biological process (GO): antimicrobial humoral immune response mediated by antimicrobial peptide
Cellular component (GO): extracellular region
Source: RefSeq, a predicted model, not a curated record
AUGAAGGCCCUCUUUCUUUUUGCUGUUCUCUUCUGUUUGGUCCAAACUAACUCAGGGGACAUUCCACCUGGAAUUAGAAAUACUAUCUGCCUUAUGCAACAUGGGAACUGCAGGCUAUUUUUUUGCCAUUAUGGCGAGAAAAAAGGUGACAUUUGCUCCGAUCCUUGGAAUAGGUGUUGCAUACCAAAUAAAGAGGAAAGAGAAAACAGAAAAGCUACAAAAUGA